AUGUUACAGAUUGGCUUCGUUAACAUAGCAGAAAAUGACAACUUCCAGGAAUUGCUAUUAGUCGUUCAUGGUUUAAUAUUUAGCCCUAAAGGCCAUCCUGAGGCUGAAAACCAACAUCACGACUUCUCCAAAUGGUUUUCAUUUGAGAUAAGCCACCGAGGAGAAAUAAGGAAAGUCUACCAUCCAACUGAUGAAGAAAAUGAAGUUCUCAUGAUCAAAAAAGGAUUUGCGGGCAUGCUGUCCAGCAAACUCCAUCAUCGUCAUGAGGUGGAAGAGGGAGGAAAUGAACAUGAAAGCUGGGGAUACAAAACUGACGAAUUUGGAAGGGAAGGUCAGCACACCGCAUCUUACACAGUUCGCAAAACUUCAAAGGGGUAUGAGUAUAUUAAAACAAGAAAUUCUACAAAGAUUCAGUCAGUAAAUGGAAAUGGAACAUAUGCAAAGAUGCUACAUUUCAAUGAGGACUUGAACACUAUCCACAGUGUUAUGAUAGAAGAAGAAAUUAGUAUUGACUUUUCUACAAAGUCCGAGUUUGACCCUUUCCACGGGAUGAGACCAGUCCAUGCUGUCUCAGGCUUCUCUGAUAUGGGCUUUCCACAGGUAACUGCCAGCUCAAAAGACAGACUAGUAUUUUUCAAGAAAAGAGAAUUUUCCGCAGAAUCUGAAAAACCUCUAAACAUUGAAACUGGAAGCAUCAGUCACACAAAGAAGAUUAAAAAGCGAGCUGCCUACCAAACACGAAGUCAAAUUCAGAACGCAAAGGCUUAUAUUUCUGGCAAUCUGACAUGCAUCCGCCAACAACCGGAACAAGGCUCACCGGAACUUGGCAUAUGCUUUCAUAAUCUAAUCAGAACUCUUGAACAAAUGACUGAGUCAGAUGUUGAGGAAGUUGCAAAUUCAUACUUUCUUACUUUAUCAAGAAAGAACAGAGAAAACAGAAAUACCAUGGCAGAUGCUUUUAUAGCACUAAACAACCAAAAUGUUAUUGUGAACAAAGUGCUAAACAACCUCCAAACAGAUGAACCUCUUCUUAUGAGAGUUCUUCAAUCACUCACAGCUUUAGACCAUGAGCCGAAUAUGGAAAUGCUGACGACUAUUGAGAAGUUUUGCUUCAAGGGCAAGAGGUCUGAAAGUAUACCCCUCUCGAAAGAAAUCAGACGAGUGUCCUGUUUAACAUUUGGAGGAUUGGUUGGUAGUGUGAAGAAAUACGGUCAAGUGAAACACGCUGAAAAUCUUGUACAAUAUCUUCACAACGAACUUGGAUUACACGAUCCAUGGAAUUUCAAGAUGAAGAGAUCGGCAAUGACAGAGGUUGAAUGUGUAGAAUAUGAUCACAACAAGGUUGUCAUGCUUGAUGCUAUCGGCAAUGCAGGGUUACAAGUGUCGUACGAGCACAUUGUGUCACAUGUAAAUUCAACAAACUCGCAGUGGAUUAAACGUACAGGAAUUCACGCUCUAAGGAGUUUCCACGAUGCAAAUACACUACAUGAGCUAGAAAAAGUUGCACUAUACGACGAUGAUGAUAUAGUUCGUUAUGAAGCUCUCCUGCAAUACCAGGCUCAUCCACUAGCAAUUGCAGAGAGCACUGGCAAUGGAACUGGACUUGCACAUACUGGAAUCGCUAAAAGGUCAAUAUUUGACGCAAAACUUGCAUUUCGACUUGAAGCUCCAGGUGUAGACUGGCGCAAACAAAUUGGCUCAAGUUCGAUUGGCGCUUCGUUUGGUUUGAUAAUGGAAAAUCUCCUUGAUCUACAGAUGUCCUUGAUAAAAGGAAGUAUAGAUGUAAGGGUACAUGAUGAAGCGUAUGUAAAGAUCCAUUUGGGAUAUAUAGGCAUCAACAUGGAGUUCUUUCUAGCAAGGAUUUGUUUCAAAGGGGGUGCAAAGUAUGCUCUUAAUAUAUUAAAGGAACUAGAUCCAAAACUGGGAUUCGACCUUAUAAAGCAAUUCACAAGCAUAGUAAACAAAGUUGUGGGUGCUGUGAAACGAGGAGUAGAGGCAUUCAAGAGAAUCAUAUCUACUGACUUUUCAUUGAAGGAUAUCGUUGAUGAUUUUGUAGAAGCGGUGACGGAAAUACCAAAGAAGAUAACACAUCUUGCCAGCAAUAUAUACAAUGUCAUGAAAAAACUUGCAACUUUCAAACUAGACAGUCUACCUCCGUUUAUAAAACCUGUGAUGAAAUUCAUCAAUGCAGUAGUUAGUCUUUAUGAAAAGGUCAAAGGAGAUGUAAUGAAGUUAUACAAUUCAAUAGUUCAGGCCGUUCAAGUAGUUAUCCCACAAGCAGCGAAGGAUGUAUUUAAGGCGGUGCAAGAUAUAAUCGGCGGAUUCAUGAAAAUCUUUAAAGACCCCAAAACAUCACUGUUCAAGAUAGGUGCAGGGGUGAUCAGUAUAUAUACGAACAUCAACAUUUUGAAUGACACGAAAAAUGAAAUAAUGAAUCAUACAUUCAUCACUGAAGGAAUCGGUCCUUAUUGGAGUGAUCUAACAGCGGAAGUUGAAAAUCUCGUUGACCUUUAUCGCGACGCUGCAGAUGCAAUCAGAGAAAAAGGUGGCGACUGGCUUCGUGAAACUGUUGAAAAUGACAUAGCUGAAAAGGUUACUAAAGGGAAGACCACUCUUAGAAAGAUCAAACAGAAAAUUCAAGCUGAAAUUGAAAGAGAAAUAAAAUCACUAAUGGCACCUCUUGACUCAUUGCGGAAUAUAGGUGGAGGCUAUCUGAAAAACUUUGAAAUUCUAUUCGACACGUUUAAAGAUCUGAAAGACGCAUAUGAAUCGCUAAAGAAAGGGUAUGAAUUCGCAAGGUCGUUAGUAGAUCGCAUAUUUGGACCAAAGUUUCACAAGGAUUUUCCUCGUGAAAAACGUGUGAAUGGUGGUGGAUGUAGCGGGGAGGGAUUUUAUCCUGCAAGUCUAGGAAAUGGAAACACUGAAUACGACAACGACGGAAUCGAUCUUUUAAACAAAACUGGAGAACAGAUGGUGGCCCCAUUUUCUGGAAAAGUGGUACGUUCAGAGAAAGAGAAUGAAAUAAUUAUUUUGGAAUGUGGAGAGCUUCCACCUGGUUCAGAAUUGGUGAUAACAAAUGUUGAUCCUGAAGCAGACAUCAAGCAUCUGGACGAUCCAUCCUAUGAUGAAAAGAGGGUAUCUGCUGGCGUGGUCAUAGGAACUGUCACAGAAUCGCCGUGUGGUGAAUACAAUCAUAUUCAUUUGUCUAUUAGACGAGAUGGUGGAUUUGUUGACCCAAGCAACUACAUACCACAAAGACUGGUAGAAGUACCAAAAUGGAAACAGCUAUGUGAUGAUUAUAAAGUUGUGUAUAAGGACAAAACACUAGCAAGCGGCGUUAUAGUUGGUCCAGAUGGACGAGAGGAAGACGACACGUCGCAGGAUGUUCCAGUUGAUGAGUCACAGGCUACAGAUGAUAUGAACGAAGCUGAUCAACCUGGACAGGAUGUUCAAGCAUUAAAAGACGAUCCGGAUGGAAUGUAUAGCAGGCUAUCGAAAAGAAGGAGGAAACGGAACGUAUUGAAAAAGCUUAUGGCAUCAUUAGAAACGCUUGUCGACAACAUUAAAGGAUUCCUGAAGCGAUUCUCUAUUCGUCGAAUAAAAAUGGGUCAAAUCAUUCAAUUUCUUGAUGACCUAGGACUUGACAAGACCAAACAAAAAAUGGCAACAUUGAUGAAAACAGUUAAGGAAGCAAUCGAUCAGGAAACAUGUGGUAGUCCGUAUCAUAUGACCGAUGAAGAGUUAGAAAACGCACUGUUGAACAGGGGAAAGCAGGCAAAAGGCAACAGAGACGAUAUGAUAAAAGAAUUACUAAAAGUAGAACACACUUGUCCGUUUAUAUCAUUUUCACUACCAACGUCCAAAACAUUAUACUGUACACUGGAUGAGAAGUGCUUGGGACUUGAGUGUUGUUUAACACUUGAAGCGUUUGAUAUGCUACAAAAGACUUUCAGAGCUUACAUAAGGUUAGACCCGGAUCCGUUAGCAUUAUCAGUUGGACUGGAUUCAUGGCACAUCGUACUGAACUCCAGCAAACUUGUUGGCGAAAUUGAAGAUGUACUGAAGACACAUAUCAAAUUCGAUUUUUUGGAUGGACAAGAAAUCAUAAUCAAGUAUAAGAUUCAUGCCUCGACGAAAGGUGUGAAGUUGUCGGUUGGUGUUGGGCUUUGUGAUCCAGACGAUUUGGAUGAAUGCAUGAUAUACGUUGACUUACUCAAAGAUGCCAUAUUCCCCUUCCCUAAAGUAAACCCUGACGGAACAAUAUCCUGGGAAAUGCCGGAUUUCUCACAAAUGGCUGAAGACAUGGCAGACAAUUUAAUUGAGGGUGGAGAACAGGUGAUCGAGGUUGCUGUGGAUGAGCUUGUAGAUCUGUUCCUAGAACAAUUAGGCAUUUCAGAUGAUCUUCUACUGGAUGGACCACCGUUUCGCCCUCCAGAUACAUUAGAAGAAGAUGAAUUGAUUGAUUAUCUCAACGACAAAAAAUUACCGAUUGAUGGUUCUAAGCAAGACCUUCAAGAUAGAUACUGGAAGAGUAAAACAAGCUGUAGCCUGAAUGGAAUAGAUAUUCAUCUCCCGGAACUUCCUUUAAAAUUUUUACAUUAUGACAUUUCUGACGACUGUAUGCGUCUAAAUGCAUAUGUAGACAUAAGUGUUCCUGGUAUCGAUUAUACACGAACAUUCUCCGCCUAUGUUGAGUUGGACCCUUGUCGUUACGUUAUACGAGCGGCGUUUGAGAAGUGGAACACCACCGUGAUACUGUUUGAAUAUGACUGGGGCAAAGAAGAGGUCCUUCGACUUGCUGACGAUAUGUAUAUAACAUUCAACAUUGACAAAAACGAUGAGAAGAAAGUAUUCGUUAUUGAUCUCGGCAUACAAUGCAAAGCUGCUGACAUUGAUACAAAUUUACUGAAAGGAUUCGAAGUACCAAUCCCAGUCUGCAAUAGCAACUUUUCUUUGCAAGGAAGCCUAUCAAGUAUUGCUGAUGCACUUGGCGGACAAAUAAACAGGGAAGUCUUUGAUCUUCUGUUAAAACAAUUUGGAAUCGAUGGAAUCAUCAAAGAAGGUUCUUGCACAUUGCCACCACCUCCUACAGAAUGUCCUCCGGCUAUGAACAUAUCAACAAUGAUACCUUCAUUCAUGAAGAAUAUUUUACACUGCGAACUGGCUGACAACUGUUUUGGCAUUUCUUGUUGUGUUAAUUUUGGCUUUACAAUACCAUUGUCGUCUAUUGAACUAGAAGUAUCAUUUCCGGUUUGGUUUAGAAUGGAUCCAUGUGAUUUUCAUGUUGACACCGGAAUAGGUGCACUGCGAUUUGAGGAACAGCUUCUUAAAUAUGAAUGGGGCAAAGAAUCUACAGUACCAAUCGGAUCAAGCAAAGACGCACCCAUAAAAAUAAUUUACGCCAUAGACAACUAUGAGGAUGGAUUUAUCAUAGACCUCCGGGUAGACAUAUGUCUACCAAUUGCUGGUGAAAAACACUGUAUUCCUAAAGAUGGGCUGACACUCUUAGAGAAAGAAAAGAUUCCAGCCUGUAGCUUAACUGCAUGGUCUAACAUCACAGAUUUCUCACUAAAAGAUUGGAUAGAGUCAAAAGGAGAAAGUAUUGGAGAGCAACUGUCCAGUGCCGGCAGAGAUGCUCUCGUAGAUUUUCUUGGUUUGAAUGAUCUACUGCUGUCUCCGCCAUGUGACCGAAAGAGAAGUCCAUACAGUCCUUCGCUAAGUGGAUGGAACAACUUGUGCCCGCUGAGUUUUGUGAAUCUUCCUGCAUUGCCAAGUGUUGUCUCAUGCAGUGUCCCAGAUUACUGCACCGGAAUCAACUGUUGUCUUGAUAUAGAAGAAAUUGGACUUGCAAUAAAAGCCUACAUUGAUGUCAACAUGUGCAACUACAUUAUAUCUGGCGGAAUAGAAACACAAACAUUCAAAUUCUCAUUAUUCAAUUACGAGUGGGGUAAAACAGAAACGAAAUCAAUUAAGGACUUUUUCAGACUGAGUUACUCCAUUAAGAAGCCAAACAAUGAAAAAGUGUUCAUCAUAACACUGCAACUAGCAGUAUGCAUGGAAAAAGAUGGAAGUUGCAUGUUUGAGAAGAAAUUGUUGGACGGUACAAAGGUUCCACAAGUUGGAUGUGACAUGUCUUUUAAUUUUGCAAAUGAUUUAUGGGGAGAUGCUGUAAAGUUUGUAUCGGAAGUUAUUGGUCUUGACAAGUACUUUCUGGAGGAGCAAUGUGAUGUACAUAAAGAUCCCUACAAAAAUGCAACAAAUAGUUGGAAUAAUGAUUGUCCAAAAUUCAAAGUGGAUUUGCCAAGUUUACCAACAUCUACUGUCUGUCAUAUUGCUGCCUCAUGCACUGCAAUAGACUGCUGUAUCAGUGUUGAAUAUCUUAAACGUUCUUUACAAGCGUCUUUCGAUAUUGACUUCUGCAACUUCACAAUUCGAGGAAACUUGGAAAAGUCAACGUUUAACUUUAAUAUAAUUGAUUAUAAAUGGGGAAAACAAGCUGAAGAAACAAUAUUAGAGCUGAUUAAAAUCAGGUACACAAUAGACAAGACUGAGAAGAAUUUCGUAGUUGAUCUCUCUGUGGCUGUAUGCAUGGAUUCAAAAGCACCAUGUCAAUUUACAACAGAUAUAUUCAAGAAUACAAUGAUUCCGAUACCAGUAUGCAAUCUCGAUGCCGGAUUUAGUCUAGGAAAUUUUUCUCUGAAUAAAUGGCUGAAGGACGUUGGUCAUACACUUGAUGAUAACUUGCCAUCGUCAGUUGUUUCAUUACUUCUAAGCCAGUUAAACAUUGAUAAGUUCCAACAAAAGCCUCCAUGUGCUGCCACUGACCAAAUGUAUAGAGAUGCAGUGAAUGGAUGGAAAUCAGAAUGCAAUGCAUCAAUCUCGUUACCUAAACUACCGGAUGGAAUAGUUUGCCAUAUGACGGACUAUUGUACAGGCAUAGACUGUUGCAUAUCUGUUAACAUUCUAAGAACCACAAUCCAUACUAAAUUUCUCCUUGAUACGUGUAAAUAUAAACUAACGAUGGGAAUUGAAAAAUUAGAGGAGGAUGUACUCCUGCUGGACUAUAAAUGGGGCCAGCCGAGUCAUUUCACUCUUGGAGGAUUCUUUCGCAUAGAAUAUAAACUAGAUGACCUACAGAGUGAGAAGAAAUUCAUUGUUAACGUAAAACUGAAAAUCUGUUUUGAACAAGCGGACUGUUUGUUUGAAAUGGACAUUCUUACAGACGCAUAUGUUCCUAAGCCACUGUGUGACUGGAACGCUGGACUCACUGUACCAGACUUUUCUUUGACGAAGUGGAUGGACAACCUAGGAUAUGCUUUUGAUGGUGGCAAUUUAAAGGAAUAUAUGAUUGAAAAAUUGUUCGAUGCAUUAGGGAUCGCCAAAUAUCUCGAAGAGAAUGAGUGUAAUAGAGAUCUUUAUCCAUUUGCAAAUGCCACAAGUGGCUGGACGACAGAAUGUCCGAAGCCUAUAGAGAGCAGUGUACUUCCAGACUUUAUUACAUGUCACGUCCCGUCAUAUUGUACCGGAAUUGAUUGUUGUGUUCACGUUGGACUGGUCAAGCGUUCAUUUAAAGUGUACUUGCACCUUGAUGCAUGCAACUAUAUGUUCGCUAUUGGCAUCGAAAAAUUUGGACUUAAUGUAUCUCUCAUUGAUUACGACUGGGGCAACACAGAAGAAUUUUCAAUGUUAGGUGCAUUACGUAUCAGAUAUUCCAUUAUGAAUCUGGACACAGAAAACCAAUAUGUCUUAAAUUUGAAAAUGUCCAUUUGUUUGAAAUCGGCUGAUUGCGAAGAAAAUCUCAUUCUGUUAGAAGACGCACGGAUACCGAAAAUUGGUUGUGAAUGGAAUACAUCCCUAUCGGAUUUUAAGCUGGACCAGUAUCUAAAAAGUAUUGGAAAGCAAUUGGAAAACUUUGGAGACAGCUUACCCGGAAUCGUUGCUGAUAAACUUCUGGAAGAACUUGGCGUUUCAAUGUACAUGCUCCAGAACCAGUGUAAAUCAAUAGCUGUAGCUGAUAACAAUAUCAAGAAUGAGUGUGGCAAAUUAGAUAUUAACCUAAAAGUGCCUGAAAUAAUGACAUGUUCCAUACCAAGCCACUGUACCGCAAUCGAGUGUUGCAUCAGCAUCCCUUUGAUAGGUAGAUCUCUAAGAAUCUCAGUAGAUCUGGACGCUUGUGCAUAUCAGUUGACAGUUAGUGUGGAAAAGUACGCAAAACAUAUACGACUGUUCGACUACGAAUUUGGAACUUGGCAAAAACUCGACAUUAAAGGCGUUUUCAUAAUCGAGUACAUGAUUGAUGAUUUGAAGUCAAGCAAACAGUUUGUGGUUUCUGUACGAGUACUUGCUUGUUUUGAUGGAAGCAAGUGCAGUGUGGAUGUACCUAUAGUCGACAAUCUGUUACUUCCUAAACCAUUAUGCAACUUCAAUGGAACCUUCAAACUCCCUGACUUUUCUAUCAACAAAUGGAUCAAAGAUAAUGCAAACAAAGUGACUAAUGACCUUACGGAUAUACUAAGAUCGAAGUUAUUCGAAGAACUGGGUAUAACAUCGUAUUUACUGAAAGAUGAAUGCAAGGCCGGAGACUCCCUCCAUACUGGUUGGACAUCAGAAUGUCCUCUGAAUGGAUCGCUCCCUGCACUACCAGAUAAUAUAAAUUGUCAUCUGGUAAAACAUUGUACCGGUUUCUCAUGUUGUGUGAACGUCCCGUUCCUGAAGAGAUCAUUUUCGUUACAUCUGGAUAUGGAUAGCUGCAACUAUGCGCUUACAGCUGGCAUUGAGAAACUGGAAGCCAACAAGUCACUGAUUAACUACGAGUUUGGCAAGAAGACUAUGAUUGAUCUCUUUGGUAUAAUUCAGCUCAGCUACACUAUUGUUGAUGACAAGGACUCAUCAGUCUUCGAACUCUCAGCGGAAGUUGGUAUAUGCUUGGAUGCAAGCCUUCCUUGCAACCCUGUUAUACCAUUUCUGGAAAAAGUGGUUAUACCGAAACCACUGUGUAACUGGGACAUGGGAUUCAAACUUCCAGAUUUUACGAUUGAUGAAUGGCUCAAACAUCAUGGACUCACAACUUCUUCUCUCAAAGGCACACUUCUUGCAAAGCUUUUAGAUACGCUUGGAUUAUCCCAUUUCCUUACUGCUGACGGAUGUAGUCUUUCUGCAAUUCCAUACAAAGACAGUGUCGAUGGCUGGAUCAAAGAUAAAACACAAACAAAGACGUCAAAGGCGGUAUCGCACUUUGAUCUUCUGAUUGACAUGAUGAUAUAUCGUGUCAUACAGUAUCCAUUAGUUGUUUUGCGUCUACCUGGUAUUUAG
Molecule: messenger RNA, 9312 nt
Organism: Mercenaria mercenaria
Lineage: Eukaryota; Metazoa; Mollusca; Bivalvia; Venerida; Veneridae
Exons: 65
Coding region: 1-9312 (3103 amino acids)
Biological process (GO): lipid transport
Molecular function (GO): lipid carrier activity
Source: RefSeq, a predicted model, not a curated record